CAUGAACGACACAUCACCAUUACGUAUGUAGUAAUGUAGUCAUUUAUCUGCAUUUAGGAAUCAGUGAACUCUUUGUAGGCUCGUGACAUUUUCCAAAUAAACUGAUUUUAUAAUUCACUGGCGCUAUUUUGGACAAGCAGGAACUAAAGUUUCGUUUGUCCGAAACCAGACCGGACAACUGAAGAAGAGACACAGAACCGUUAGAAAGUGGAGCUCAGGGUAGAGAAAUCAGUGUUUUCAAAAGUUAAUAAAAGCAGCAAAAAAUAUUAUCAGGCAGAAAGAAAUGGCUACUGACUCGUGGGCAUUGUCUGUUGAUCAACAAGAAGCAACAACCAAAACAUGUGAACUGCUGCGGAUUAGAGAAAGGCGAGUCAUCCCGAACACUGAAGCGAAAGAAACAGCAAAAGCUACAGAUGGUGACAAAUCAGACGAAGAAGAAAAAGAGGACAGAGCCGCACAGUCUCUUCUUAAUAAAUUAAUCAGGAACAGCCUCGUCAACAACACGAACCAGGUGGAGGUGCUGCAGAGAGACCCGAAUUCACCACUCUACUCAGUCAAGACAUUUGAAGAGCUGCGUCUAAAACCUCAGCUGCUGCAGGGAGUCUAUGGAAUGGGCUUCAACAGACCUUCAAAAAUCCAGGAGACUGCGCUGCCGAUGAUGCUGGCAGAACCACCUCAGAACCUGAUUGCUCAGUCUCAGUCCGGCACGGGGAAAACCGCCGCCUUCGUACUGGCCAUGCUGAGCCACGUCAACCCAGUGAACAAGUGGCCACAGUGUCUGUGCAUCUCGCCAACCUAUGAGCUCGCCCUACAGACGGGUAAAGUCGUAGAGCAGAUGGGCAGGUUUUACCCUGAGGUGAAACUGGCAUACGCCAUUCGAGGCAACAGGAUUGAGGGAGGGAGUAAAAUCCAGGAGCAGAUUGUAAUCGGCACCCCAGGCACCAUGUCCGACUGGUUAACCAAAAAAAAGGUCGUAGACCCCAAGAAGAUUCAGGUGUUUGUACUGGACGAGGCUGAUGUCAUGAUCGCUAUGCAGGGUCACCAAGACCAGAGCAUCCGCAUCCAGAGGAAGCUGCCCAAAGACUGUCAGAUGCUGCUCUUCUCUGCAACCUUUGAGGACUCGGUGUGGCAGUUUGCUGAGCGCAUCGUCCCCGAUCCCAACAUCAUCCGACUGAAGCGAGAAGAGGAGACCCUGGACACCAUCAAGCAAUAUUACGUGCUCUGCAAAAACAAACAGGACAAGUUUGAUGCACUGUGUAACAUCUACGGCGCAAUCACAAUCGCACAAGCCAUGAUCUUUUGCCACACUCGCAGGACAGCAGCCUGGCUGGCAGGAAGGAUGGCAGCAGAGGGUCACCAGGUGGCACUGCUGAGCGGAGAACUGGCAGUUGAGCAAAGAGCGGCCAUCAUUGAGCGCUUCAGAGAAGGCAAAGAGAAAGUGCUGAUCACCACUAAUGUGUGUGCGAGAGGUAUCGACGUAGAGCAGGUUUCCGUGGUGAUCAACUUUGACCUCCCCCUGGACAAAGACGGCAACCCGGACAACGAGACCUACCUGCACAGGAUCGGCAGGACGGGGCGCUUCGGGAAGCGAGGUCUGGCCAUCAACAUGGUGGACAGCGAGGAGAGCAUGGCUGUGCUCAGAGCCAUCGAGGAACACUUCAGUAAGAAAAUAGUGAAGCUGGACACAGAGGACCUUGAUGAAAUUGAAAAGAUUGCACACUGAGGUGGUGAAGAAGAUUAAAUACACUACAUAAUGACAUAACACUAACAUUUAUAGUGUUAUCUCAUUUGAGCUAUCUCACUUGAAUUUACCGCUGUUUACUCUGAGCUAACGACGUGUUUACAUUUACACUUACAUUGCCUUACCUUUAAGAAAACAUUUUAAACUUUAACCUUUGCCAAAAAAAAAAAAAAAAAAGACUUUAUCCUUAGCUGAUCGUUACUAAGUUUGAGGUUGGUUUUUUUGGUUUUGUUUUUUUGGUUGAUGCACUUUCUGUUUUCAGUAACAGGUCAGUGACACUGCUCAAUAUAUUAAGCUAUUUAAUUACUGAGGGUUUUUUUUUGGCAGGACUAAUUAACUGCCGUUGUAGCUGUUUUCUGUUUUUAUACUGUGAAAUGAACACCGUUUGGUGUCUCUUAAAGGACUAGACACAUUCUGAUGUGCUGUGGAAAGCACACGGGUACCAAAACAACCAAAGGGAGUAUUAGUCAUAUCAAAAUGACACUGAAGUUGCACUUUUUGACUGACAUUUUGAGGAUCAGAAUUUGAAGAAAUACUCCUUCGUUUAAAAAAAAAAAAAACAACAACAAAAAAAGGACAUUCCUAAAGAGUCAUAUGUAAUAUUACUAAGGCACUCCUUAAAUGAAAAGACUGUUAAACCCCUCUGUUUUGGUGAGAAGUUUAUCCCUUGCAAUGACAAGAGGAGUAAAAUAAAAAAUAGUUUCAUUGUUGGGUCUAAGGACCAGCUGCUGGAUCAUAUGAUGAUUUUUUGUGAUACGUUUUUUUGUUUGUGUGUUUACUGACAUAUUCCUGGAUGAUUAGGGAUAGUUAGAUUUGUGUGAUUUCUUUAAGAAGAAGGAAUGGUUGAUUUAAUAUUUUUGCUUUGUUACUUGAAUAAGUAUGCACUUUAGUUUGGUUUGUGAAUGCUGUGUUUGGAUUCGAGUGAACUUGGUUACAGACUAGCUGUAAAAUUUUAUUUGCAGCUCUUGCGUUGUGUUUUUCUGUUCUGCUGGAUUCAGCUGUUUACUGAUACAUUCAAUAAAAAUUCCUGCCUACUGGAA
Messenger RNA from Pangasianodon hypophthalmus (striped catfish), 2781 nucleotides. RefSeq names its product DEAD-box helicase 19a (gene ddx19a). Gene Ontology annotation, cellular component: nucleus; cytoplasmic stress granule. Gene Ontology annotation, molecular function: ATP binding; RNA helicase activity; RNA binding. Lineage: Eukaryota; Metazoa; Chordata; Actinopteri; Siluriformes; Pangasiidae. The record is from RefSeq and is a predicted model, not a curated record. Gene Ontology annotation, biological process: poly(A)+ mRNA export from nucleus. Bases 284 to 1723 code for a protein of 479 amino acids. The transcript has 12 exons.